UUCCAAUUCGUAAAAGUGAAAGAUCAUCUGUGGGGUCAGUGGAGGAGGUUGACCUUGGUGAUGUCAUGGACUCUGAUGAAUUAGAUGCAUUCUUGGGACCUGAGGUAUCAGCAAAAAAUCAACCAAGAUCAGAUGAUAAGAAAACAAAAGAUGAGGAUGAUAUAACCGGUGCUAUUGUUGUACAAGAAGAUAAUACAGAGCUAGAUGAUGACUCAUUUAAAGAAAGCCCACCACCAUCUGUAAAUGAGUGUGAUGAUACUGUAGAUGAUCAAAAAGACUGCCCUGCAAAAGAGACACCAACCAGUUAAAUAGUCCAUGUAUUACGGAGUACUGAAUAUGGAGUAGAAAUCUCAGAUGCUGAUGCAACUGAGCACCAGUCAUAAUCAUGUCCAUUAAGAAUAUCUAUAUAAUUCAGAUUUGAUAUAGAAGCAGUCCAAUUAAACCCUAGUAAAGUUGUGGUGUCCCCUAUAAUUUGUUGAGAUCCAUCAACUUAAAAAGUAGCUGCUGUACAAAUAAACAGCAAUCUGCGAGAAACUUGAAUAACUGUCACAAAGUAGAAUUCGGUAGACGACACAUAAUAUGUCAAAGGCAUCCAACAAUAUACUGUAAAUGUAUUAAUUAUUCACUUGGUUUUAAUUUCGCCGCUAAGUAAAAUCCACCAAAUUAAAUCUAUAUAAAUAUGUGAAAUAAUAAUAAAACUCAUUGUUUUUUUGACAAAUUUGUGGAAUUAAAACGCAGUGAAUAUACACAAACAUCAAAAUAGUGAAAUUGAAUGUCAAUGAAAAUAAAUGGUUUUACAGUAUGAGACAAUACAACUUUAGCAAAUAAGUAAAGAGAUUCAAAAAGAUACUCU
Molecule: messenger RNA, 853 nt
Organism: Saccoglossus kowalevskii
Lineage: Eukaryota; Metazoa; Hemichordata; Enteropneusta; Harrimaniidae
Product: dysbindin-A-like
Biological process (GO): negative regulation of protein kinase activity
Cellular component (GO): cytoplasm
Source: RefSeq, a predicted model, not a curated record